This is a messenger RNA of Eleginops maclovinus (Patagonian blennie), 3799 nucleotides long. RefSeq names its product vascular cell adhesion protein 1-like. Gene Ontology annotation, molecular function: integrin binding. Lineage: Eukaryota; Metazoa; Chordata; Actinopteri; Perciformes; Eleginopidae. The record is from RefSeq and is a predicted model, not a curated record. Gene Ontology annotation, cellular component: membrane. Bases 168 to 3293 code for a protein of 1041 amino acids. Gene Ontology annotation, biological process: cell-cell adhesion. The transcript has 15 exons.
AGCAUACUUACCAGUGUGCUGGCUGUGUUCCUCUCUCUGCUCUAUCUUCUGAAUGUACUUCAUUGGUUUAUUACGGAUCGGACACUGCAGCCCAGGAGAAAAGCCGAGCAGAGCUGGGAUAAACGACAGAAAGGAGAUUGUUCAAAUCCAAUGAGUAAACAAAGGAAAUGAGUGAGAGUACAUCAUUUAUUCGACUCUUCGUGGGGGUCCUGCUCAGUGCGACAGGUGUAGUUACGUCCUGUCCCAUUGAGUUGAGCCCCCCCAGUGUUGUGGUGAGAUAUGGAGACUCUGUGUCAGUCAACUGCAGCACAUCAGAGAGCCUGUUGGAUGGAAUAGGGUGGGAGGCUACAGAAGGAGGCAUAAGUCUAAAGGAGGUCUCCCAUCUGGCCUGGACAGUGGCGGAGCUAAAAGAAUGGAGUAUUUCUGCCAAAUGCUACAUCAACCUGUCCCUGAACAGUUCAUUUAACCAGUGCUUCAAAAUCCUUGAAAUUGUACUUUACACAUUCCCAGAAAACAUCAGUCUCAGCUCCAGCAGUGGCCCAAAUAUGGUGAUGCACGAAGGGAAGCAAAAUAAUUUCACAUGUGACAUCCAGAACAUAGCACCUGUUAAAAAUCUCACUGUAAAGUGGUACAAAGGAGAUGAAAUGGUCUUUGAAGACACUUUUAAAAAUCCCAGUAAGAAACCAGUGAAUCAGUCAUCUAUAUUCAGCUUCACACCUACCAGACAAGACAACGGAGCAACAAUCAGAUGUGAGGAACACUUGGACCUCCGGCCUGAGGGUCCACAACUAAAUGCAUCCUCAGAAGAGUAUUAUAUUACAGUGCAUUACGCACCAUCACAGAUAGUGGAGCUUGAAGACUCAGAAGUUGAUAUUGGUUCCGAUGUCUGGCUGAAGUGCUCCUCAAAGGGCAACCCACGACCAAACUAUUUCUGGGAUUAUUAUCGGACUGUGGCCAAUGUGGUGGAGGAAAAUGAAGAUGGAGUGUCCCGUCUACAUAUCUACAACGCUACUGUAUACAACAAUGGCUCCUACACAUGUCACGCCGGGAAUGACAGAGGAAAUGUCUCUAAAACAGCCAUAAUCACGGUAAAAGGUGCCGGGCAAGAAUGCCCCAUUGAAAUAACUCCAGCGAGGAUGGUGGUACAAUACCAAGCCAGAGAGCAAAAUGUGACAUGCAAGCCAAAAUCCACCAACAAAAGACAUUUGAAAGAAAUCUACUGGGAGGUUCGGCAGGGUGCCAUUACUAAAAACUCAAUUUGGUCUGUUGACACCAAUGAAGACUGGGACCUAAAGCCUGUUUGUACUGCAACAUUUAACAUAACAGGAAUAUGCAAGAAACAUUUAAACUUCACUCUCUACAAAACACCAGACAGUGUGUUCGUUUCUACUGUGCACAACUUGAGCUCAGUGGUGGAGAACAAGGAGUUCCAGCUGCAGUGUGACAUCACCAACGUUGCUCCAGCAGGGAACCUCGUUGUGCAGUGGUACCAAGGGAAUAGAAAGUUAUCAAAAGGUUCACUGCAAGUGACUGGCUGCCUGCCUGAGAACAACACAAAUUGUGACAUCAGUGCUGUCCGGUCCCCGCUGAACGUGUCGUCUACCAUCAGCUUCACUCUGGACAGAAAUGACAAGAGAGCAGAGUUCAGAUGUGAGGCUAUAUUGGAUCUUGGAGCUGAAGGAUUAAAGCCUCCUCAAAUGAUGUCCAGUCCUCUGAACAUCACCGUCCACUAUAAGCCCAGCAUUAAUACCACAAAGCUUCCACAGAAGAUCCCAGUCUUCAGAGGUUAUCCUGAGGAGCUUGUUUGUGAAGCCGAUGGUCACCCCCCUCCGAAGAUCCAGUGGUUCUACAGCACAGUCAAAGUGCCCCACAUUUCUGAACACACACUCAUCGCGUCUGAAGCCGGCAUUUACAGAUGCAACGCUACAAAUAAAGUGGAUUCCACCUCCCAUGUGGUCGAGGUGAUUUUAAAAGAGGACUACCUUCCCCUCAUAGCUGGAUUCGUGGCUGUCACAGUAGUUGCCAUCUCCAUCGUCUUCCUCUUCAUCUACUCAAUCUACUACAAGAACACCAAGAUGCGCCGCUACAGUCUUAAAAAUGCCAAACUCGACACUCACAGUGGCAACGUAGCCCACAACGGAUGGGACACGCAGUUCGAUAUGACUAAACUGUCUUAUGUGAGGCUUACAAGCUACAUGCUAGGCCUGCCACCUGUUAAAUUUCCCUCUUUCCCUUUCACCCACCCACCCCCAAAGUCAGCUGGGAUGAAGGGGGCCCUUUUGUUCCAACAUAGUUCCCUGCAGAGUUGCCAAGCUUGUACAAGUUGGAAUUUUCUCUCUCUCUCGCCCCUGAAUCGACGGCUCAGUGUAGAAGAUAACAUGGGAAACAACUUUUUGAAAUGGAUUCUGACACUUUGCAUGAUUUACUCAGUGUCAGCUGAAGGUUGCUCCCUUGUCCUGAAGCCCUCCAGGGUCGUGGUGGGCUUCGGGGAGCCUGUGUCGGUCAGCUGUGAGGCUACUCGCCCAGUUCGUGUCCUGGGCUGGGAGUCUGUUAUCAGCGCUGCACACACUCAACAGGACCUGUCAGUCCAGUGGAAAGUAGACAGUCUCAUUGAUUGGAUAGAGGAGCCUAUCUGUUAUGGUGUGUUUUUCACAGCUCCUAGACAGUGUGAGGAAAAACUCAACCUUGUCCUCUACAAAACCCCAGAUAGUGUCUCCAUCAGGCCUGUGAACCACUCUGGCCCUAUGGUGGAUGGAAAAGAGUACCAGUUGCUCUGUGAGGUUCAAAAUAUUGCUCCUGUUCAGUACCUCACCCUGAGGUGGUACAAGGGGCUGACUGAGGUAUACAAUCACUCCUUCUCUGAACUCACAUCGUCCUCGCCUGUUCAAGUGUCCUCUAUCCUCAUGGUCACACCAACCAAAGCCGAGAAUGGAGCACAGUACAGAUGUGUAGCAGAGCUUGAGCUUGGACCAGAGGGACCACAGCCACCUCCCACUGUGACCUCGGAGCCUCUCAAUGCCUCUGUGUACUUUCCUCCAACGUUCCUCGAUCCAGUACCAGUGGUCUUGGACCUUACAGUGGGUGGUGAAAUGACCUUAAACUGCACUGCCACAGGGAACCCUACUCCUGUGUACAGCUGGCAAUCCUCCAAUCCCAUUCCUGAGGGGACGGGCGAUGAAGCAGCUCUUACCUCCUCCUCACUGCUGCCAGGGACCUACACGUGCACGGCCUCCAAUACACUGGAGAAGAAGAGCAAGGAGUUCAUUGUCAAGGCCAAGACCAAAGGUGUUUGAAACAGGAGGUCCUGAGAAGGGAUCAGAUAACCACAAUGGACACACAAGGAGAAUCCAACAAUAGGGAUUUUACCGCUGCAGGUUUGGAGAUGGAAAUGACCUUCAUGACUCAACAGAUAUUUAUGAGGAUCUUGCUAUCAGGCAGGAUAAGAUCUCAAUUAAAAACAAUAUAUUUGAUAUACUUUGUUUGGUAACUGUUGCUUAAACUGUCAAUAUUUUAACAUGAGAGAUUGUGUGAGAUAGACUGGUUAUUUAGGAUAUAGUUAGGCUUUCAAUGUGAUAUGCUUUUUCUAAUUUAUAUAUUUGCUAGAUCUAUUUUCGUAUUAAUGAAAUUAUCUUGUAAUCUUUCCAAUGUGUAGCUACUCUUGAUAUAAAAAUGAUGACAACAUUAUUAUUAAUGUAUUCUGGAAACGAAGUAGGGAAUGUUGAAGAUCACCUGGCCAUUACUGUAAAUAUGAACUGUUAAUUUUCUUAUCUUUAUGAAUAAAAGUCAAAUGACAAAUUUA